This is a messenger RNA of Solea senegalensis (Senegalese sole), 3660 nucleotides long. It is a transcript of the gene pax5, whose product is annotated as paired box 5. The transcript has 11 exons. Gene Ontology annotation, molecular function: RNA polymerase II cis-regulatory region sequence-specific DNA binding; DNA-binding transcription factor activity, RNA polymerase II-specific. The record is from RefSeq and is a predicted model, not a curated record. Bases 1099 to 2370 code for a protein of 423 amino acids. Lineage: Eukaryota; Metazoa; Chordata; Actinopteri; Pleuronectiformes; Soleidae. Gene Ontology annotation, biological process: anatomical structure development; regulation of transcription by RNA polymerase II.
GCUGCUGUACUCUGUGUAGUUAAAACAAAUAAAAAUAAGAAGCCAUUUCACGUGAAAUAUUACACCAGUGUUGGCGUUUACGGGCGUAACCGCAGGAGAAAGUCAGCUCUGAAAUCGGACAGGACUCUUUCCUUUUUCCAGCACCGAAAAAUUCGUCUCCAAACUCCCCGCAGACACCGGGAGAUCUGUGCGUGUGUGCAGCGAGUCCCGGUCAACGCAAACGGAGAGACACGAGAGUGGGAGACCAACAGCGUCCAGGAGAACAACUCUCUACUCAGCCUCUGUAGCUGUUUUAUUCUCCUCCAUCUGCGUAAACUUCCCCUCCCCAUAUUUCUUUUUCUUUUCUUUUCUUUUCUUCUCUUCUCUGCACGGUGGAUAUGAGACUUCAGGAUGUGAGCGCAACCUCGCUUUACUGAUGGGAUAUUUAAGUGUCACUGUGAAAGCAGCUACCGCGGACGAUGCGCACACUUGACCUAUAGGAGACAAAAAGAACACCUGAACAAGGAUCUGUAAUGACUUUUUUUGCUGUUUAAAUUUGGCAUUUUUUCUACUAUUUUUGUGUGUUUUUUUAAAAAUCUAUUUUUACAGACUCAAAGGAGAAACUUCUGCCCCAGCGCAGUUCAGAGGUCACAAUCAGCGGACCGAAGAGGAGGAGGAGGAGGAAGAGAGAGAGGGGGAAACUAUAUUUUUUUUACUGGCGAACAUUUUUUUUUGGUCAAAGUAAAUUGUUUUAAUGCGUGGACUGACGUGCAGCUGAAGGAAUGAGCUCCGUCUCUGCUGUGUCUUCCCUCCUCUGGUUGAGUGGACGCCAGGACAGAGCAGCUGGGGUGUCCCGUCCACAGGAGGAGGAGGAGGGAGCCCGUCACUGAUGCACACUUGUUUCUUUUGUGCGCACAAACAAAAUCUAGUUCGAGAUAAACCAGCCUCAAAAUCAGUCUGAGCUAUUAUUUUUUUUUUUAUUAUUAUAUUUAAUUCAUCGAAUUAUCUAAUUGAUACAUUCGAAGUGGGGACCAUAACGGAGGUCACGCUCUGCCGCGUGAAGCGCGGGAGCCCUGUGGUAUUUUUCAUAUCGUAGAGUUCUUCGGCCUCACUUUACUCAUGGAGAUUCACUGUAAACACGACCCGUUUGCGGCAAUGCACAGACAUGGCGGCGUGAACCAGCUCGGAGGUGUGUUUGUAAAUGGCAGGCCCCUCCCUGACGUAGUGCGACAGCGCAUAGUAGAGCUAGCCCACCAAGGGGUUCGGCCCUGUGACAUCUCACGCCAGCUACGAGUCAGUCAUGGAUGUGUCAGCAAGAUACUGGGCAGGUACUAUGAAACGGGCAGUAUCCGCCCCGGGGUAAUCGGGGGAUCCAAACCAAAGGUUGCUACACCCAAAGUGGUCGACAAGAUCGCCGAUUACAAACGCCAAAACCCCACCAUGUUUGCCUGGGAGAUCCGGGACAGGCUCUUGGCCGAGAGAGUGUGUGACAAUGACAGCGUCCCCAGUGUCAGCUCCAUCAACAGGAUCAUUCGGACUAAGGUUCAGCAGCCGGGCCAAACGGGCUCAGUGUCGGCUCACAGUUUAGCGACGUCCGUGGCUGCCACACAGGUCUCAGCAGUGACCAACGACUCGGCUGGUUCCUCGUACUCUAUCAGCGGCAUUCUGGGUAUUAGCUCAGCCGCUGAUGUAGGCAAGAGGAAGAGGGACGAAGGUAUGCCAGAGUCACCACUGGCCAAUGGGCAUGGCCACAGUGGGCGGGACUUCCUCAGGAAGCAGAUGAGAGGAGAGCUGUUCUCACCGCAGCAGAUCGAGGUAUUGGACCGCCUGUUUGACAGACAACCAUCCUGUCCAAUCCAGUCCAGCUCUGACCUCUAUGUGAGCCCUGACUCUGGCAAGACGUCAGAUUAUUCAGCCAUGGCCUCACUAGCAGGUGGACUGGACGAGAUGAAGAACAGUUUGGCCAAUCCUGGUUCAGGGGCAGAGUUAGGAGCCAGUGUUUCUGGUCCACAGUCCUAUUCACUUGUGCCAGGUCGAGACAUUGCCAGCACCACUCUACCAGGCUACCCUCCACAUGUUCCUCCCACUGGACAGGGCAGCUACUCCACGCCGUCUCUCACUGGCAUGGUACCUGGUGGAGAUUUUUCUGGAAGUCCAUAUUCCCAUCCUCAGUAUUCCACAUACAAUGAAUCAUGGAGAUUUCCUAACCCCAGUUUAUUAGUCUUUCAACAAGAUUAUGGGUCUCUCCUGGGGACGGAAAUCGGCUGCUCCUCCAGUCUCUUCACCAGCCAGGCGGGACAGAUGCAAGGGUCGCCGUACUACUACAGCGCGACAUCGCGAGGAACAGGCCCAGCAGCCACUGCAACAGCCUCGGCCUACGACCGACACUGACCCGUCCUACUGAGAAAACAGGAGGAUGUGGAGAAGUAAAGGGAGGGGGGGAUGGAGGGAUGGAUAGCACCAUCAUCACUCAGUACAAUGCAGCCCGACACACACACCCACACACACACACACAUUUUUAAACAUCAGUGAAAUUUGAAAUUUCUUUGAAGGUCACACCAACAAAAGCUGAGCUGCACCGUAUUAUCAUCAAAUACUGUCAUUAUCAAAGGCGUAACAGUAGUUCAAUUGAUACUGGACCAAUCGAAGAUCUCCCUAAUAUAUCAAGACCUAAACUAAUCCUAUAGAUUAUUUGGACUAUGUGUACAGCAGUAACUGUAUGUGUUGUGAUCUUCUGGGUAAAACGUUUGAGUUCAAACAGCCAUUUCAUGAUCUGACAACAACCAAUCAAUUUUGUAUGCCUUGCCCCACUGAAGUAAAGACAAUCCAACUCAUCCAAAUAUCAUUGCCGUAGAUUUCCCAUGGGAUCACAAUGCUUGAUAACUGGGAAACCACACUUGUGUUUGUCAAGUCCUGCCCCGUCGUCGAGAGCUUUCUGCUCUCAUGCAUCAAUCACAUACAUUUAAUGACAAAUUAAACAAUUUGCUGUAUAAUUUCUGCCAGCGAAUGAAGCCGAGACGGUUCAUUUACUUCCCUCGGGAAGUGAAUGGGAUUCUAAACGUUUUUUUUAAUGUAAACCCCCUAAAUAUGUUGUAGCUCGUUAAUUGUGUGGUCCAAACUAUAUUACACUUUUUUAGUUUUGGACUCACAAGACGGAUCACUCUUACUACAGUCCCAUGCACACUGCUUUCUCAUGUGGAGAAGCCCAAAGCCUGCCGGAUCUGCCGUGCAUCGUUCCACUAAACAAACGGUCAUUUCAGCAAAUUUCAUCAGAUCCCAAUGUGUCUAACAGAGGACACAAUCUUCUCAAAUUCUCAUUCAAAGUGGUUUAUACUGUGGAAAACACUUACUGACAGGUCUUUCUGUAAAGCGUAGUGAUCUGAGCCCGCCCCCGUAGGAAAUCAUGUUCACAUCAGACCAAAACCCAAUUAAGCAGGGAGUCAUGUUGUACAGGACGGUGCUAUCCUCCCUCCCCUGCCAAGAUUGACUCCUGAUCAAGAGCUAUUUAUAAUAGAGGAGACACAGAGUAAUAUAUUAAGAAGCUUUUCUGCGCUGCAUUCCGUGAUGAGAGUGAAUGCCUAUAAUGAUUUACAGUAUACUAUGUGUCAUGCUGUUGUGCUAGAAUAGUGAUGAUGGAUGAUGAUGAUGCUGAUGAUGAUGAUGCAGUGAAAAAUAUAAAAA